Colletotrichum spaethianum is the source of this 723-nucleotide messenger RNA. RefSeq lists its product as uncharacterized. The transcript has 2 exons. Bases 1 to 723 code for a protein of 240 amino acids. The record is from RefSeq and is a predicted model, not a curated record. NCBI's taxonomy places the organism in Eukaryota, Fungi, Ascomycota, Sordariomycetes, Glomerellales, Glomerellaceae.
AUGGCUCGUACAAGAGCGUGGGACCACCAGGAGAGAUACUCCCCGACGGACUCGGUCGACGACAUCAUUGCAUCCCCGAACCUGUCUGAUUACUCCCUCGAGAACGGAGCCAGCGCCACACCCCCGAGCAAGGGAAAAGCGAAUGGGAAGGGUCGGCCUCAGCGUAGACCGUCUAACCGCGACGAGUUCGACGGCCCGCAUCAGUUUCUCGCCCGUCCGCCACCAGAAUAUAUCGCUAUGCAAGAGCGCGAGUUACCUCACCUACCUACGAACCUGCACGUCCAGGAGCAAGACCUAGUCCUGACCCAAGUCAACGACCGACUCUCGCAGUGCGCCUACGAUUUUGUUGCCAAGUACCAGUUUCCGAUUCCCUUGACACAGGAUAUGCGACCUGUAGAGCGGCCGCAGGACCGCGAAUGGACGGAAUGGGUGUACCUUUUGAAGCGGUUGGCGACGAAGCGCCGCAUCCCGGCGCGGGUACUUUACAACGGACAGAUCAAGCAGUUUGUCACGAUUCUCGAGAACUCCCUGGAGAUGCGGCAUGCGGCCAAGCACCAGAGCCGGCCAUUGAAAGACGACCGCAAUAUCCUACAGCUCAUCUCGGCGGGCAUCCAGGUGGCCAAGAUCCUCAAGGAUGCGAGCGCCAUGGACUACCUCGACCGACUAUACGUUUCCACGGAGAAGCAGAUCCAAGACCGCGCGGCUGCGCGGUUCAGAAGUUGA